UCUCUCAAGGUUAACGAGAAUAGUUCGUACAGGGCCAGAACUUCUGCUUUCGCCUUCCUCUAAAUUUAUCGGAAGAUUUCAGAAUUCUCAACCAAAUUUAGCGGAGUUGAGUGUUCUGAGUUGUGAGGUAGCGCAAAUGAGUGUGGUGGUUCUGUGGUGCUUGUUCGUAUCUGUCUUACUGUUCCAUUCAUGUGCUCUUGGGAACGAAUCGACGUCGGAGAUUGGGUGGCUGACUCGGGAGCUGCUGGAGUCGGCCAGGGAGCCCCAGUUCUUGGACUGGUUGAAAAGCAUUCGGAGGAGAAUCCAUGAGUACCCGGAGCUCGCCUUCGAGGAGUAUAAGACCAGUGAGCUCAUCAGAUCGGAGCUCGACUCGCUCGGAAUCGCUUACUCGUGGCCGGUGGCAAAGACCGGAGUGGUUGGUUCCGUAGGUUCAGGACAGCAGCCUUGGUUCUCUCUCAGGGCAGACAUGGAUGCUCUCCCUUUACAGGAAUUGGUAGAGUGGGAGUACAAGAGCAAGAACAAUGGUAAGAUGCAUGCCUGCGGUCAUGAUGCACAUGUAACAAUGCUUCUUGGUGCAGCUAAGUUACUCCAACGACAAAAAAAUGAACUCAAGGGCACAGUGAAGCUUGUUUUCCAACCAGCAGAGGAGGGCAGGGCUGGGGCUUACCAUAUGUUACAAGAGGGUGCUCUUGACAAUAUUCCUGCAAUCUUUGGCUUACAUGUACUACCAUCAUUGCCUAGUGGCACUAUUGCUUCAAAACCCGGUCAAUUGCUUGCUGGGUCUGGCCGGUUCUUGGCUAUAAUUCAGGGAAAAGGUGGGCAUGCAGCAACUCCACACAAAACCACAGACCCCGUUCUUGCAGCAUCCUUGGCAAUCCUUGCACUUCAACAGAUCAUAUCCCGAGAAACAGAUCCUCUUGAUAGCAAAGUGGUCUCAGUCACAUUCAUAGAAGGUGGCCAAGCAGGAAAUGUGAUUCCAGAAGCAGUAAAAUUUGGAGGCACCUUUAGGAGUAUGACCUCUGAGGGUCUCUGUGACCUUCAAGAAAGGAUCAAAGAGGUCAUAGAGACACAAGCAGCUGUACAUCGGUGUACUGCAGUAGUCGACUUCAUGGAGAAGGAACGAAGACCUUAUCCAGCAACUUUUAAUGAUGAAGAAAUGUACGAGCAUGCAAAAAGGGUUGGUGAGAGUUUGCUUGGGGAACCAUAUGUACAACUUAGUCCAAUGACCAUGGGAGCAGAGGACUUUAGCUUCUAUUCACAAAAGAUGGCCACUGCAUUGUUCUUGAUAGGGAUAAAGAAUGAAAGUGUAAAAUCAGAUCAACCCCUGCACUCACCACAUUUUUUUAUUGACGAGGAUGUUCUUCCCAUAGGAGCAGCUUUCAAUGCAGCUGUUGCAAUUACUUAUUUGGAUAGCCAUGUUGCUGACACUCAUUAGAUA
Messenger RNA from Nelumbo nucifera (sacred lotus), 1438 nucleotides. RefSeq names its product IAA-amino acid hydrolase ILR1-like 3. Gene Ontology annotation, cellular component: endoplasmic reticulum. Gene Ontology annotation, biological process: auxin metabolic process. NCBI's taxonomy places the organism in Eukaryota, Viridiplantae, Streptophyta, Magnoliopsida, Proteales, Nelumbonaceae. Gene Ontology annotation, molecular function: IAA-Ala conjugate hydrolase activity. The record is from RefSeq and is a predicted model, not a curated record.